AUGCUUAUCUGGAGCGCGCUGCUGCUAAUCAGUUUCACCACGUGUGAAGCGAAAAUGAUCAUCGACCGGCCUGCUCGGCCAACGCCCGACGAAUACCACCGGCAACGGCAGGCACUGGUGCAGCAAGAGGCCGACCAUGCUCUCGGGGCUGAUAUUGUCCUCACCCCGAAUGAGACUGUCGUCAACGAGCACCUGAUGGGGCUGAAGCGAGCCGAGCUGGCCGAAGGAUUCGAGAACCCCUUCCAGUUCGUACCGGCACGCCAUAUAUUCGAGGUGCUCGACAAGAUCGAAGCUUCACCCCUGUUUCAGCUGAUCCGCAAGAUGCCCAAAGGAGGUGUACUGCACGCGCACGAUACCGCUCUAGCGAGCACAGAGGUGAUCGUGAAUGCAACCUAUCAGGAACACCUCUGGCAGCGUGGUGAAUUCUCUCGCGAGAAUGCACCUGAUUUCCGAUUUUCUACCACUGUCCCUGCAGGCGACGGUUGGGAGCUAGUGGGUGACAUUCGGAAAAGGGUGGGCGACGGUCAGUACGAUGAGGCGGUUCGGCAACACUUUACGCUGUACGAUAAGGAUCCGAUCAACGCGUACAAAAGCAUCAACGACGUUUGGUCACGGUUCACAGCCAUGUUUUUUUCGUUGGAACCCAUCGUAACGUUCAAGCCCGUCUGGGAGAUGUACUUCCGGCAGGCACUGGAAGAGUUCUACGAAGAUAAUGUGAUGUAUCUGGAGUUCCGCGGAGUACUGCCUUCGCUGUACGAUUUGCAUAAUAAAACAUACACUCCGGAGGAGGUGGUUCAAAUCUACAUCAACAUUACCGAGCAGUUCAAAGCGACACAUCCUCGGUUCGCCGGUACCAAGUUUAUCUAUGCGCCUCUGCGACUAGCCGAUAACGAAACGGUCGAACAGUACCUCGGUAUCGCGGAAAGGCUGCACCUUCAGUACGGUCACUACGUGGUCGGGUUCGAUCUGGUCGGCCAGGAGGACCUCGGCCGACCGCUGCUAGACUUUGCCGAUAUGCUGCUCGCCCUGCCACCGUCCAUUAACCUCGUGUUCCACGCGGGCGAAACGAACUGGCACGGAAUGCGGACGGACGAAAAUUUGAUCGAUGCCGUUCUGCUCGGAACGAAGCGAAUCGGCCACGGGUAUGCGCUUCUGCAGCACCCGCUACUGUUGGAAGAGGUUAAGCGUCGCCAGAUCUGUGUUGAAAUUAAUCCCGUCUCCAAUCAAGUGCUUAAACUGGUGGCCGAUUACCGGAACCACCCGGCGAGUGCACUGUUUGCCACCGACUUCCCGCUGGUGAUAUCCUCCGACGAUCCAUCGUUCUGGCGGGCGAAACCACUGAGCCACGACUUUUACAUCGCCUUCCUGGGAAUAGCGUCCGCACACCAAGACCUACGGUUACUGAAGAAGCUGGCCCUCAACUCGCUGCACUAUUCACUGAUGAGCGGCGUUGAGAAACAGUCUGCCUUGGUGCAGUUCGAGUUGGCGUGGAACAGCUUCAUCAACCUAACCGUCGAACAGAUGUUGAACAAAUAAUC
This is a messenger RNA of Anopheles cruzii, 1538 nucleotides long. RefSeq names its product adenosine deaminase AGSA-like. Lineage: Eukaryota; Metazoa; Arthropoda; Insecta; Diptera; Culicidae. The record is from RefSeq and is a predicted model, not a curated record. The transcript is spliced from 3 exons. Gene Ontology annotation, molecular function: adenosine deaminase activity. Gene Ontology annotation, biological process: inosine biosynthetic process; adenosine catabolic process. The coding region runs from base 1 to 1536 and encodes 511 amino acids.